Diprion similis is the source of this 2043-nucleotide messenger RNA. It is a transcript of the gene ImpL2, whose product is annotated as neural/ectodermal development factor IMP-L2. Gene Ontology annotation, molecular function: cell-cell adhesion mediator activity. The coding region runs from base 205 to 1110 and encodes 301 amino acids. Lineage: Eukaryota; Metazoa; Arthropoda; Insecta; Hymenoptera; Diprionidae. Gene Ontology annotation, biological process: homophilic cell-cell adhesion; dendrite self-avoidance; axon guidance. The record is from RefSeq and is a predicted model, not a curated record. The transcript has 8 exons. Gene Ontology annotation, cellular component: axon; plasma membrane.
GUUCCCAGGUUGAACGUGGUCUUAUAUAAAGAGAGUUUUUCACGUAGAUAACCGAUAACGAUAUCGCGUAUUAUUUACUGCAAAGCGUUGUAUUACACAGAGCAUUCGUAUAUACAUAUUGUAAAAAGGUUCGGUUAAUUGUCGUCCUCUCGUACGUACUUGUUCUGCGGCUCUGACUUCUGUACACCCUUAGUCAUCUCAUCGAUGCAUCGACUGGUGUUGAUAUGCUCAGCGGGCUUUCUGCUCGUCUGUAUCGUUCCCGAAUUCGCGAAUGGCAGCCCGUUGUCCUUCCUGAGGGGUCGCGUCCAAGACGCCGACGAUGAUCCGGUGAUCGAGGAGAAUGAAAUCGAUGGUGACGUUGUGGUGGCGCCACCGGUUGUCAUCUCCCAAACGCGACAACCCGUCAAGGGAAAAAAUAAAUUCAAGAUAACGAACAAGGAAUGGGUACAGAUGCCGAAAAGUCCGCCAGGUGCUAUCAGUGUUCCCUUAAGAUCACACAUUGAAUUAGAAUGUGAGGCAAUUGGAAGUCCUGCGCCUCAGAUUUAUUGGCUUCGAGGAACGGAGCCCCUACGCCAGCUAGAUGAAGUGGUCGGAAAUAGCAUAGCAGACAUUAGUACUACACCUUCGAUUUGGGGAGGUAUUGCAAGAACUAGAUCUCGACUUGUCAUCGACUGCGCUUCACCUAGAGACCAAGGCAUCAUUCACUGUGCAGCUGUUGCUGGCAGUAGGACAAUUCUUUCAAAGCCAACCAUGCUUAUUAUCGACGAACUCAGCAAGGGUAACGGCAGCAGCUGUGGAGCAGAAACUAAACCCCGAGUAACUCUUUAUUCUCCAGUUAUGCUAGCAGCUAUAGGAUCGACGGUCACUUUGCCGUGCCGGGCUAAUGGAAGACCUCGCCCCCCUCGUACUCUUUGGCUGGACAACAACGACCGGCCAAUAACAUCUUCUUCUAAUCCUCGCUUCAAGGUCUUGGGGACCGGUGAGUUGGUGAUCUUUCCCUUGAAUUGGGACGACAUGGGUGGAUUUACAUGUAUUGCUCAGUCUGAUCGAGAUGAGGAUGCUGCCAGCACGUUCUUAUAUCCAACGCUGAACGACGAGAACGGCAGCUAAGCAAGUAAAGAGGCAAUGCGGCAGCGUACAAAGAAACUCGGUCAUCGGUUUACUGUCAUAAUUAAAUUGAACGAGUAGAGCAACGAGUCAUAUUUGCAUACUUAUAUAUUAUAGUUGAGUUGCGUUACUCUGAGAUGCAUUCAAUUCAAUUUUCUAGUCACUAAGCGUUAAGUAGUGUUUAUUUUUGGAAAAGUAUUUCUUUUUGAAAUUUUCUUUCAAUUGAAAAGUAAUUAUUAGAAAAAGUAAUGACAUUCCACUGCUUAAUAUAUUAUGAUUAUUAUAUCUAUUAUCAUUAUUAUUAUUAUACAUCAAUAUAUUGUAUUUGGUUUAAAAUGGGUAAAUGAUACAGUCUAGGGAAUAGUACGUACUUCAAAGUAUUCAAUUGAUUAUUACUAUACAUUAGUUAACAUUGCCAAACAGUAAAUACGAAUACAUGCAUACACCCAUUUAAUGUCAUCAGCACUUUUAUUAUAUUAUUCAAUAAUAUUAUCAAAUAAUAAUAUAUAUUUAUGAUUUCAUAUACACCGUAAAUGCAUAAAAUAACAUUCUAGACACGCAUACAUUCCAUACAUAUUAUAGUACAAUUCAGAGUGAUUGUUUCUGUUCCUAUAAUGUUAUUAUUUAUUACUUUUAAGAUUGAUUUCUAUUAACGAAUAUGGUAUUCUAUACAUGCUUGUACAUUUUACAGGUACACACAUACAUAUAUAAGUUACAAUUUUGUGUUGAAUAACGUGUUACCCUGGUAAAAAAUUUCUAAGUACAAUAUAUAUGUUUAUGUGAGAAAUAAUUUUCAAAAUAAGACAGAAGGUAUGGAGUAUAAUUUCGUUGCUCUCUAUUAAGGAAAUAAUAAAUCUCCAAUGUAAGGACAAAAUCAUGAAUGUACUUAAUCAAAAAUGAAUAAUAAAGGGAAAAAAAUAUCAAAUUAAUAAUGAA